This is a messenger RNA of Entelurus aequoreus (snake pipefish), 3222 nucleotides long. Its product is annotated as collagen alpha-1(XXV) chain. The record is from RefSeq and is a predicted model, not a curated record. The coding region runs from base 109 to 1707 and encodes 532 amino acids. The transcript has 35 exons. NCBI's taxonomy places the organism in Eukaryota, Metazoa, Chordata, Actinopteri, Syngnathiformes, Syngnathidae.
CCAGGCCCAAAGGGUGAAAAGGGGGAUCAAGGCGACCAGGGACCACGGGGGUUGCCUGGUCUCUCCUCGCUCGCCGCUUUGCACAGCAAUCAGAUCCUGACCGUCAAGAUGGUCUUCCCUAAGAUCAAUCAUGGCUUUCUUUCCGCCGACCAGCAGCUCAUAAAGCGCCGUCUCAUUAAGGGGGACCAGGGGCAAGCGGGACCACCAGGGCCUCCGGGGCCACCGGGUCCACCUGGCCCACGGGGGCCCCCAGGUGACACAGGCAAGGAUGGGCCGAGGGGCGUUCAAGGCCUACAAGGUGAUCUAGGGCAGCCAGGAGAAAAAGGACCUAUGGGACCUGAGGGGCCUCAUGGACUCAAGGGUUCACUGGGGCCUCCUGGUACUCCAGGUGUUGACGGACUGAAGGGGGAUCUUGGAAUCCCAGGACUGGACGGCAUCCCCGGAGCCAAGGGUGAAAUGGGAGAGCAAGGUGAAAAGGGUGACAUGGGUGAAGAAGGACUAAAAGGUGAAAUUGGAGAUAAGGGAGAUGCCGGCUCCUCUGCAGCGGGCAUUAAGGGGGAACCUGGGGAACCUGGAAGAAGUGGACAAAAGGGAGAGCCAGGACUUCCAGGGCUGCCUGGACUACCAGGGAUUAAGGGAGAACCUGGAUUCCUCGGCCCCCAGGGAGAGCCGGGUCUCCCAGGCCUGCCGGGAACCAAGGGUGAGAGAGGCGACCAUGGGCCGCCCGGAAAAGGCGAAACGGGCAGUAUUGGACCUGUGGGGUCAAAGGGUUCGCAGGGAGAGGCCGGGGCACCCGGUUUUAAAGGGUCAAAGGGCGAGACUGGCGAUAAAGGAGAUUAUGGGCCUGCCGGGCCGAAGGGCCCACCAGGGCAAAAAGGAGACCAAGGGGCCACCGAAAUCAUCAACUACAAUGGGAAUAUUCAGGAAGCUUUACAGAAGAUUACCACAGUCACGGUGACGGGUCCACCGGGUCCUCCUGGGCCUAUAGGACCGCAUGGUAUUAAGGGGGACCGUGGUUUGCCAGGCCUCCCUGGACUAGAUGGCGAAAGAGGCUACAAGGGUUCCAAGGGAGACAUGGGAAUGCCGGGUGCAUCGGGAGACAAGGGAGCAACUGGUUUACCAGGAUUACCUGGGGUUAAUGGGGUAAAGGGAGACAAGGGUGAUUCAGGUCUGCCUGGUCCUCAAGGCUCCUCGAUUAUUGGCACACCAGGGGCACUAGGACCACACGGGCCCCCUGGACCUAUGGGCCCCCAUGGUUUCCCUGGACCAAAGGGGGAAGGUGGUUUGCAUGGCGCCAAGGGCGCGCGUGGGGAGUCCGGCCACAAGGGCGACAGAGGACCAUUAGGCCUUCCUGGAGCCUCCGGCUUGGACGGCAAGCCCGGAAUGAGGGGCACCGACGGGCCUUCAGGUCCGGCUGGUCCGGCCGGCCCAAAGGGAGACCGAGGCGAGCAAGGAGCGUCGGGUGAGCCGGGACCAAGGGGGCCGUACGGAUUGCCUGGAGCUGCAGGAACGCCAGGCUUGGAUGGGUUGCAGGGUUUAGGAGGAGAGAAAGGCGACGUUGGGGAAAGAGGAGAAAAGGGGGAGAAGGGAAAGAAGGGAAAAAAAGGGCCUAAGGGCGAGAAAGGAGAACAGGGUGCCCCUGGAUUAGAUGCACCCUGCCCAUUGGGCCCUGAUGGAUUACCAAUGCCUGGCUGCUGGCAGAAGUGAUCACUCUAACCUGAAACGCAUGGAGUUUGUAAAUAAUGCUUCUUUGAUGGUAUUUAUAUUGUUUUAUUUUGAAACGGAAGAAGUCCUGUGUGUAUAACGAUGCAAAAAAAGGACAAAACAACAACCCUCACACUUCUACUCACAUUGUCGCGUGUUUGGGCGCCGGAGUGACACAGGAAGUGGACGGACUGACGCUCUGUGUUUUUGUUAUUUUUUCCCCCCCGUGCGUGACGCUUUUUUUCAAAGGCACAAGCAUGUUCCAAAAAAAAAAAAAUGUGUUGUGUGUGCGCACACUGUCAUGGCUCCCGCAGAGACAAACUAACUAACAACAACAACAAAAAGACUUUUAUUAUAAUUUUGGCUUUUCCUGAAUCUUUCCAAGGGAGUCACACCAUGGCUGGUCGCCUGAAACCCCCCCCCCCACCCCAAAAAUGAAAGAUUGUUGCUUUACCGCGCCUGCAAGAGGCGUCGGCUGGCCUCUCCGCGCCCAGCUGCACUGAUAAAAGAAUCCACCAGGUGUUUUCUUUUUUUAAGUUGGGUCGGUGGCCCCCCCUCUGAGCAAGGGGGACGGUGUCCAUGGAGACAAGGCUGGAGGAUCUACUGAGCGUCGAUCACGGAAUGCAAUCAUGUUUAUUUGCCAAAGAGCGAUAUAUAUAUAUCAUUUAUUUGUGUUUGUCAUGUGACAUUUGUGUUUUUUUUUCCCCGAUCAAAAACACUUGAUCGUCGUCAUGAAGCUUCAUUUUUUUUUUGGAGUAUCCGAGUCAAAAAAUAACUGGCAACAAAGCACAUGGACUCGCACGUCGAAUUAAAGCUCCUGACAAGUGCGUUCUAGCCCCGGAACCAGUUGGUCACUUGAUAGUCGCCGUCGAGCUCGUCAGCAUUUUUUGUGGUAUCUUUAUAUAUCAACUCAAUAACAGAAACUUGUUUUUAGUGUUGGUUUUAAUGUAGGCGGUGUGGCAACAUCCGGACACUUCCAAUGUGUCGGUUUAAAUAGUAGCUUCCAAAACUACUCUGUGUAGUGUUCCAUAGCUUGUACACUACUUCCAUCUAGUGUCUCAAAUCUGCAACUACCUUGCCCGUCGAAUUUAAAGCUCCUGACAAGUGCGUUCUAGCCCCGGAACCAGUUUGUCACUUGAUAGUCGCCGUCGAGCUCGUCAGCAUUUUUUUUUUUUUUGGCGUGGCAUUUUUUUACUUUAGUCUUUUAAGUUGUUUCGCGUUGGAGUGUUUAUAUUUUGUGUAUAAUAGCCAUUUGGUGCCUGAAGCUUUUAUUCAUUCCUUUACCAGAAAACGUCAUAUAUCCCACUUUCAUCAUUUAUCGUUAUUUUUUUUUGCAGUCUUCAGUGGUAUUUGUCGGUUGACUGCAUGUGUACGAGGGAAACAAUCAUAUAUGACAGUGGUUCUCAAACUUUUUUACACCAGGCAUUUUUUUUUUUUUUUGCUUAGCAAGCAUCACUUUCGCUACCUCUGCUUGCCGUCACGGUGUAGCCUCGAACAUGUGUCCAUUUUCACCUUCAG